Colossoma macropomum (tambaqui) is the source of this 2285-nucleotide messenger RNA. It is a transcript of the gene tmbim6, whose product is annotated as testis enhanced gene transcript (BAX inhibitor 1). The transcript is spliced from 10 exons. Gene Ontology annotation, biological process: negative regulation of apoptotic signaling pathway; negative regulation of endoribonuclease activity; cellular response to unfolded protein. Gene Ontology annotation, molecular function: enzyme binding. The record is from RefSeq and is a predicted model, not a curated record. Gene Ontology annotation, cellular component: mitochondrial membrane. The coding region runs from base 182 to 895 and encodes 237 amino acids. NCBI's taxonomy places the organism in Eukaryota, Metazoa, Chordata, Actinopteri, Characiformes, Serrasalmidae.
UGUCUGCAGUCCAAGGUUUAACACGUAAUGCUAACCAGAGAUCCGCCUCCAACAGAACUGCGAGUCCAACACGUAGCUUGUCAACCUGACAAUACAGGCCGAAAACGGGCGGUUGGACAUCGGCGGGAGCGAAAGUGAAGGAAUUUCUCUCUGGUUAUUUCCCUGACCAAAAGUAAGAAGCAUGAACGUGUUUGAUCGCAACAUCAACUUUGAUGCCCUCUUCAAAUUCUCUCAGAUCUCCCGUUCCACUCAACAGCACCUGAAGAAUGUCUACGCCAGUUUAGCUGUGUGUAUGUUCGUGGCGGCAGCCGGGGCCUACGUCCAUGUUGUCCUGAGGCUUUUUCAGGGCGGGAUGCUCUCCGUGCUGGGAUCUCUGGCCAUGAUGGCUUGGCUCGCCAUGACGCCUCACAGCCCUCAGACUGAGAAGAAGAGGCUGGGUAUCCUCGCUGGCUUUGCUUUCCUCACAGGUGUUGGACUUGGCCCUGCAUUGGAUUAUGUCAUUAAAAUCAACCCAAGCAUCAUCAUGACUGCUUUCCUGGGUACCUCAGUCAUCUUCACCUGUUUCACUCUGAGUGCCCUCUACGCUCAGCGUAGGAGUUACCUGUUCCUGGGAGGCACUCUGAUGUCGGCCCUGUCUAUUCUGCUGCUGGUUUCUGUCCUCAACAUGUUUGUGGGCUCCGUCAUGCUCUUCAAGGCUCAUGUCUACAUCGGUCUGGCUAUCAUGUGUGGAUUUGUGCUGUUUGACACUCAGCUCAUCAUUGAGAAGGCAGAAAUGGGAGACAAGGAUUACAUUUGGCAUUGCGUGGAUCUCUUCCUGGAUUUUGUGACCAUCUUCAGAAAGCUCAUGGUCAUCCUUGCUAUGAAUGAGAAGGACAAGAAGAAGGAGAAGAAGUAGACUGACUCUGGACAGUUAGAAAAAAAUAAUAAAAAUCUGUGAUUUGUUUGCGUCAGAAAGUGUCUGAUGCGUCCAACCUAACAUCUUAAUUAUGAAUCCAAUUCUGUUGAUUUUGUACUUUGGUAUGUUGUCUUAAUUUUGUUUGAGAAUCAUGGAUUUAGGCUGUGUAGUAAUGUUGACAGAUGUGACUUUGGUAUAAUGUUUUGAAGGUCUCUACAGUUGUUGAUUUUUUUUUAUUUUAUUUUAUUCUUAUUCAUUUUUUUUAGUUCAUUUAAAACUAUAGAGGCAGAUUUUUUUGAUCAGGCAUAAAAGUUCUUAAGUUCUUUUCGCAUAUCCUUCCUCUGACUUGCAUUAAUGCUUAAAAUGUGAUACUUUUUCGUAGUUAAACAGGCAAGGUAGAGUAAAUUUAAUCCUCUUAUUGUAAAUAUUGUGAAGGAUUUGACAAGUCAGUUGUAACAGAUAAAACAGCUGCUCACUACUUUCUUAAAGUUUUGCUUAAUUGUUUUUAUUACAGCUACUGAAGUUUUCUCCCAUUCCCCCCAAUAUUCAGUCACACAGGGUGAAUUUCUCCCAUUAUUGCCAUCGAUCGUCACAUUUUUCUUACUAUUGCAGCUGCUGUAUAUGCCAAUGUUACGAAGUUCAGCACUCAGGCUUUGAGGGGCGUGUUUAUCAUCACUGGUGAUAAUGUAGCUACUGAUCAGGUUGUAUUUUGAACUUCCUGCUGACUAACGAUAAUAAAUAGUGCCACAGAUCGUUUGAGUUCCAUAUGACUAAUAUUCAUGCAGAUUCUUUAUCUCUGCCAAUCUAUUGCCAUCUUCAAGGAAAAAGCUCUUGAUGAUAAGCUGUGAUUAUGGACUAUGGACCUAGAUACACUAUAGAAACGUCAGUUUUGACAAUGUGUGGUGAGAAAAUGAUGUAAUUGAGGCCCACGGGGUGACAAUAAGACAGAUUCAGAUUAUUAUAAUAUUUAAAGCGGAUCUGCUUGUGCUUUUGGCCUAGAGAACAGGAGAAUAUUAUUUACAGAAGACAAACUCGCAUGUCUAAGUUAUGAGACAUUCAUGAGAUUUCAAUGGUUUAGUAAUGUAUCCAGGCCUGUAGACUUUGCCAAGAUACAACAUCUUGUUGAAAUGUGAUUAACACUUCUUCUCCAGAAAGCACUAUUUUCAACAGGAAAGGAAAGCUAACGUAAGGCAUUGAAAACUAGUUUCUUACUCAUUUUGUAAUUCAUGUAAUGUUAGCAAGCUGUGUAAAUCAGAUUUGUCCUUAUUUUGAGAAGACAUCUAAUUUUAGACCUUCACAUUACCAUUUUCUGAGCUUAUAUCCUCUGUUUGGUCAUCCUACGAUAAAUACAUUUGCCAUUGUUGUGUAAUAAAGGCUGAAUUAAUCUUUA